CCCCCACUCGCCACAACUAGAGAAAGCCUGAUUGCAGCAACAAAGACCCAACGCAGCCACAAUAAAUAACUAAAUUAAUUUUUUAAAAAAGAAUAUAAAUUAAGGGACUUCCCUGGUGGUCCAGUGGCUAAGACUCCACGCUCCCAAUGCAGGGGACCCCGGUUCAAUCCCUGGUCAGGGAACUAGAUCCCACAGGCCACAACUAAGUGUUCACACACCGCAACUAAAGAUCCCGUGUGCCACAAUUAAAGAUCCUGCAUGCCACAACUAAAAGAUCCCCCAUGCUGCAGCUAAGACCUGGCACAGCCAAAUAAAUAAAUAAAUAUUUUUUUAAAAAAGAAUUUAAAUUAAGAGACAAAGGCAUUAAGGGAAUCAAGUAAAAGGAGGAGCUCUAGGGUGAAAGUCCUCCAGCUCUAACUGAUGUGGUCCCUGGAAUCACCCUGAUUCUUGCCCUUCCUAAGGCUAUAGAUUUUGUAGGAGAUUCCAUGAGAACUAUGUCUUUAAUAUGAAAAUCAUUUUCUGGAGCUAAUUUGAAUAGGUGGUUCUGAGCAUAUAUCACAACUCUGCCACUUCUAUGUGAUCUGAAGAAAGUUAUUUAACCUCCUUGAGCCUCAUUUUCCCCAUCUGUAAAAGGGGAUGGUAAUACCUACCUUAUGGUGUCCUGGUGAUUAAAUGAGGUAGUGCAGUCUCAUACUAGCAUUUAUCAAGGAUGUACAUCCUUAUUUUUUUCCCUUCUCUGCCCAAAGGUCAUUGGAAAUGUCCAGAUACAGGCACUAUAUCAGUUAGGAUACAGAGCUCAACUGCAUGCAAUAGAGACCCCAAAUAACAGUAGCCUAAAUAAGGUAGAAAUUGAUUUCUUUCUCACAUGCAGUCUGGAUGAAAAUGGUCCAGGGCUGGUAUGGCGGCUCUGAGCAAUGAAUUCAUCAGGGACCCAUCUCUAGGGUGUUGCCCUCAUCAGCAUGGUCAAAAAUGGCUCCCCAUCAGGAUCAAAUUCCAAAUAGAAGGAUGGAAGAAGGAGGAAAGGAGAAAGAAAGGGCAUGUUCCUCCCUUCAAGGGCGUGGCCUGUCACUGCCACUUGCAGCUCAUUGGUCAGAACUUAGUCACGUGACCACACCUACCUGCAACAAGAGGUGGGAAAUGUAGUCCUUAUUCUGUUUGACCAUGUUGCUUGCUUAAAAUUGGAUCAGGAGUUUUCUUACUUUUCUUGAGAAAGGAGAAUGGAUAUUGAAAGACAAGCAAGAGUUCCUGCCACUGGUACCAAUGGAAUGGUCCUUUGACCUGGAGCUGAAUGAGUAGCCUCUCCCACAUGCGGAAGGAAAUCUUUGUGUUCAUAGGGGACCUGGACAGCUAUAAGGCAUGUAAUAUGGACCAGCCUGGGAAGAGCUCUAUAGAGAAUUUAUUUGCCCAGGUAAAUAAUGACCUAUUUGUGUUUUUCCCAAGGGAAUGGGCCCUAUCUUGGCACUGACGGGGGUGUCUGAAAGUCAAAGUCUUGGGUGUGGAGUAUUGGAGUCUCCAAUCAGUUCCUAGGCUGUGUCCUGUUCUGGGUUCCUUAGGUGAUAUCAAAGCUCACAGACUCCACAAGAUCCAAAAAGUCUUCCCUGAUCUGCCAGCUAAAAGAGGCUGCUCUCUCCUUUGAACCCCCAUCAUACCUGGAGUAGACAUCUGUUGGUUUUGUUGUCUGGCCUUAUUUUCUCUUCUGGUUUUCCUUUGACAGAACCGUGCCUUCUACAUUCUCAGUUGAUUUUGUCCCCACCCACAGGCCCCAGGAGUGGAUCCAGGACCAGUCUGAGACACUUCGUCAUUGCUACUGUGCUCUGUUCAAGACUGGACAUGUGAGCCAGUAUAAAUUAUAAGACCUAAUUAUGAGUGAUCAAAUCAAAUUCAUCGUGGACAAUCUCAAUAAGGAGCCUUUUAGGAAGAACUAUAACUUAAUCACAUUUGAUUCCCUGGAGCCAAUGCAACUAUUACAAGUUCUCAGUGAUGUUCUGGCUGAGAUUGACCCAAAGCAAGUUGUUGAUAUCAGAGAGGAGAUGCCAGAGCAGACAGCCAAAAGGAUGUUGAGCCUUCUUGGUAUCCUUAAAUACAAACCUCCAGGAAAUGCCACGGACAUGAGUAACUUUCGUCAGGGUCUGGUGAUUGGAAGUAAACCUGUGAUUUACCCAGUGCUCCACUGGCUUCUUCAGAGGACUAAUGAACUGAAGAAAAGAGCAUAUUUAGCUCGUUUUUUAAUAAAACUUGAGGUACCAAGUGAGUUUCUUCAGGAUGAAACCGUGGCUGAUACCAAUAAACAGUAUGAAGAUUUGAUGGAAGCCUUUAAAACUUUGCAUAAAGAAUGUGAGCAGCUCAAGACAUCUGGAUUUUCUACAGCAGAAAUAAGAAGGGAUAUCAGUGCAAUGGAGGAAGAAAAGGAUCAGCUCAUUAAGAGAGUUGAACGUUUGAAGAAAAGGGUGGAGACAGUUCAGAAUCAUCAACGGAUGCUUAAAAUAGCAAGGCAACUUCGAGUUGAGAAAGAGAGAGAAGAAUUUCUUGCACAACAGAAACAGGAACAAAAGAAUCAGCUAUUUCAUGCAGUGCAGAGACUGCAAAGAAUACAAAACCAGUUGAAAAGUAUGCGCCAUGCAGCAGCAGAUGCGAAGCCUGAAAGUUUAAUGAAGAGGCUAGAGGAGGAGAUAAAGUUUAAUUCAUAUAUGGUAACUGAAAAAUUUCCUAAAGAAUUAGAGAACAAGAAAAAAGAAUUGCAUUUUUUACAGAAAGUGGUUUCAGAGCCUGCUAUGGGUCAUUCUGAUCUUCUUGAACUUGAAUCUAAAAUAAAUGAAAUAAACACACAGAUCAGUCAGCUGAUUGAAAAGAAAAUGAUGAGAAAUGAGCCAAUUGAAGGCAAACUGUCACUAUAUAGGCAACAGGCAUCCAUCAUUUCUCGUAAAAAAGAAGCCAAAGCUGAGGAACUUCAGGAGGCAAAGGAGAAGUUAGCCAACCUUGAGAGAGAAGUGUCAGCGAAGACAAAUCAGACCCGUGAAUUUGAUGGCACCGAAGUUUUGAAGGGAGAUGAAUUCAAACGAUAUGUCAGUAAACUUCGAAGCAAGAGUACAGUUUUCAAAAAGAAGCAUCAGAUAAUAGCUGAAUUUAAAGCUGAAUUUGGUCUCUUGCAGAGGACAGAAGAACUUCUUAAGCAACGUCAUGAAAAUAUUCAACAUCAACUGCAAGCUAUUGAGGAGAAAAAGGGUAUAUCUGGAUAUAGUUACACCCAAGAAGAGCUAGAAAGAGUAUCCGCCCUGAAGAGUGAAGUUGAUGAAGUGAAAGGACGAACACUGGAUGACAUGUCUGAAAUGGUGAAAAAACUAAAUUCUCUGGUAUCUGAAAAGAAAUCAGCUCUAGCUCCAGUUAUAAAAGAACUACGACAAUUGCGUCAGAAAUGUCAAGAAUUAACCCAGGAGUGUGAUGAAAAGAAAUCCCAGUAUGAUAGCUGUGCAGCAGGCCUUGAAAGUAAUCGGUCCAAAUUAGAACAGGAAGUCAGAGGACUCCGUGAAGAAUGUCUUCAAGAUGAAAGUAGAUACCAUUAUACAAAUUGUAUGAUUAAGAACCUAGAAGUACAACUUUGUCGUGCUACUGAUGAAAUGAAGGCAUAUGUCUCUUCUGAUCAACAAGAAAAAAGAAAGGCAAUUAGGGAACAGUAUACCAAAAAUAUUGCUGAACAGGAAAAUCUUGGAAAGAAACUCCGGGAAAAACAAAAAGCUGUACGAGAAAGUCAUGGUCCCAAUAUGAAACAAGUGAAAAUGUGGCGUGAUUUUGAACAAUUGAUGGAAUGUAAGAAACAGUGCUUUCUGAAACAACAAAGCCAAACUUCCAUUGGUCAGGUAAUUCAGGAGGGAGGAGAGGACCGGCUGAUACUCUGAGUUCAUGUGUCAUUGUUUGGGGUUUUAGCUGAUACUGCUAGCUAUAAGCAUAAUCCCAUGGUGUAUUCCCUUUCUUGAAAGUGAUUUGUACAACAUUUUGCUUUCAGAUUAGCCAUUCCCUAUUAAGUUUUCUUGGAAAAUAAUGUUAAGGUAGAUUUAGGUUUUAAAAGUUUUUUAAUAUGGAAAAGAGUCCUUUAUUUUUUUGCUUAGUUUAGACAUAGUGAUGUCUUCUGUGUUUUAUGAGACAGGAGACUGAGUUUACUAUCUGUAAAUGUAAACAUAUGUCCAUUAAGAAACAUGUAGGUUUUUUUAAACAUACUAACCCAGUGGCUUAAUGUUUUUCUUAAUCUUUUUUUAACUUUAGAGGAAUCUUUUAGGAAUUAAUAUCUCUUGUUUUGAAGAAACAUUUAUCUGAAGUUCAGCAAUUCCUACAGUUUCACUUCAGUUUCUUUUUCUUAUGUAAAAUUCAAGAAGAUUUAUUAUUUUGAAUAACAUAUUUGUUCGAUUUGUAUCGUUUAAACACAAAUAAAACUU
This is a messenger RNA of Globicephala melas (long-finned pilot whale), 4427 nucleotides long. RefSeq names its product intraflagellar transport 81 (gene IFT81). Gene Ontology annotation, molecular function: tubulin binding. Gene Ontology annotation, biological process: cilium assembly; intraciliary transport. Lineage: Eukaryota; Metazoa; Chordata; Mammalia; Artiodactyla; Delphinidae. The record is from RefSeq and is a predicted model, not a curated record. Gene Ontology annotation, cellular component: intraciliary transport particle B; cilium; centrosome.